GUGGCGGCGGGUGGGGGCCAACCUAUGAAGGCGAUGUUCUCCCGCACCUUCCACUCCCCCACUAGGCUAUUUACAAUGGCAUUUGAGAAUUUUGAAAGGUUUGGAUGGCCUCUGAGCACCCCUGAAACCUGCCUGUUGCUUGUGCUGGGGAUCAGCUUGUUGCUGCAUAUGGUUUACCCAUGGCCACGCCACCCUGAGAACACCCGAUCUUGUCCAAUCUCGGAAGCUAAGCAGAGUCAGGCUCAGGUCUUGUCUAAGGCUAAACAACUGUCUACGAAUACCACCAAGAGAUGUUCCCUGAGACUGGACAGUCAUGAGUGGCAGGGUGUGUGGUAUCAUAUGGGCAAGUACUUAAGCCAGCUGGCCCCUCCUGUGCAUUGGAACUUCACUGCUGAACAACUGGAAAACCCAGAAAAAUUAGUAGAACACUUAAACAAGGUGUGCUGUCAUCCCAGCAAUACCAGAGAGGAACAAAUCACUGCAACAUGCUGGGGCUUGGCCUGCGCCUACAGAGCUCUGAUCUGUAAGGUGCAGGAAAGAGAUGUCUCUGGAUCUGAUGACAAAGCAACAGACAACACGGCUGCUCCAUCCCCAGCAAUCAUUCCAACCCCACUGAAAGACACUGCAGCCACUGCAACCACACUGAAAGACACUGCAGACACUCCAACCCCACUGAAAAACACUACAGCCACUCAAACGCCAGUAGAAGGCACUGCAGCUGAAUCAAAGGACCAAUCCAUGCUAGCACCAUUUGCCUCUAUAAUCAGGAGGAGAUGCAAACAAAAAGCAACUCAUGUAGUGAUGGAAGAUGAAGAGUUAAUGCCAUUUCUAGAGGGGGCAACAUCUGAACAAGAAGAAGAUGAGGAAGAUGAAGAUGAGGAAGACGAGGAAGACGAGACUUUUCAACCCCUAUCAUUGACUGAGUUGCAGAAUAUGCAAAAAAAUUUCACCCGUCUUCCAGGUGAGCAAAUCAUCCCCUGGUUGCUCCGAUGCUGGGACAAUGGGGCUGACAUUUACAAACUAGAAGGUCUGGACGCCAGAAUCCUGGGAUCACUUGCUAGGGAAGGGGGAAUUGACAGAGCAAUUGCAAAAGAGGAACGAGUUCUCAGCCUUUGGAGGCGGCUCUUGGCAGCUGUGAAGGAAAGGUAUCCCUACAAGGACGAUGUUCUACAUCACCCAGUCAAGUGGGCCACCAUAGAGAAAGGCCUCCAGUACCUGAGGGAAUUAGCCAUUCUAGAGGUGAUCUAUCAUAAGCUGGAUGCCACGAAUGCAUCCAUAGAUCCAGAUGAAGUCAAAUGUACACGACCCAUGUGGCGGAAAUUUACACGGAGUGCGCCCCCAUCAUAUGCCAUCUCAUUGGCACUGGUCUGUUGGAGGAAUGGAGAGGCACCAACAGUGGAUGAAGUGUGUUGUCAAUUAGGCAACUAAAAAAGUUAGAUGAAACCACUUGUAGUUAACUGUCCUUGACUAUAUUCAGUGUGCAAGAUAGUUUGGAAAAACAAAGAAAUUGCGGUAUCUGGUCUUUUUAAAUGCUGAUGGUACAGCCUGUUAGAGGUUAUCUUCUAAGUAAAAUACUAUCAACUUAAUAUUCAAAAUUCAUGCACCAAAAUUCAAUUAUAUUUCACUGACAGAAGGAACCAAAGGAAAACAGUUUUGUUAGGCUGAAAUAAGGUGCUGUCACCAGCUCUACUGUGUUUGCAAAGUGACAUGAAACGACUCAGUAGGAUAAAAAACUGCACAUGGGGGCUCAGAACCAGAAUUAGCAGCUGUAGGUAGCAGGUUGUGGUUCCCAGCAGAUCUGUGCACUGCGGAUCACCCAGCAAGGCAAAGUUGAACACACAACAGCACUUUGAGAAACCAGAGUUGGUAUUACAUAUUUAAACCAGCUGCAGGAGGACAGAAAAUACCUAAUGACUGACACAUCAACAUUGUCUGAACAAACCUGAACUGGUGGAACAAGUACGUAGCAGACUGACACCUGCAAUAAGCAGCUGCAACACAGUUCAACAUGCCAUCAGAGCCCUAAUAGAAUCAUAGAAUAGCAAUUCUUCUGUAUUACUGAAUUAUGCCUCUGGUCUCACUCCAACAACCAGGUUAUGGAGGCCUACCCUUCCACUGUCUCUCCCCUGAAAAGCAAAGGGUGUGUGGAGUAGACACAUAACAAUAAAGGUUUCAAUGCUUAUAUCAA
Molecule: messenger RNA, 2188 nt
Organism: Melopsittacus undulatus (budgerigar)
Lineage: Eukaryota; Metazoa; Chordata; Aves; Psittaciformes; Psittaculidae
Exons: 2
Coding region: 25-1428 (467 amino acids)
Source: RefSeq, a predicted model, not a curated record